This is a messenger RNA of Aplysia californica (California sea hare), 1870 nucleotides long. RefSeq lists its product as uncharacterized. Lineage: Eukaryota; Metazoa; Mollusca; Gastropoda; Aplysiida; Aplysiidae. The transcript is spliced from 3 exons. The coding region runs from base 520 to 1848 and encodes 442 amino acids. The record is from RefSeq and is a predicted model, not a curated record.
UGGCGUAGGCUUGUCUUGUUGCCAGGCAUUGGCCAAGUCACACACGGCUCUCCAUGAGAGAGGAAACAGAGUGACAAGAGAGAGAGACAGACAGAGAGACGGAGCGCGCUAGUCACACAAACGUCACGUCACGUGAGAUUUACCAAAAGACGGAACUUCCAAACAAACAAAAAUGUGCAUACCUCGCACGUUAAAAUUUUCUGGGGGAAAUCUGUCUUCAUAAACUCUUGUGGAACAUUGUGACACUCCCUGGACUUUGUGAGGCUCCAGUGAGGAUUUUUUUCUUUCUGCGCAGGGUAGGCUACUUUCGAGAAAACCCGAGCAUAAAUUGACAUAUGAUUACAUGUAUUACACACGGAAACAAACGUCCGUAUUUGACUCACGACCGUGUUUUUCCACAUUUCUUUAACGGAUUGACAGACCAGAUCUUUUGUGAGUUCUGAGAUACUAUCAAAGGUAAUCUGGAAUCUGACGCUGACCUUUCACCUCUGACCUUCAAAUCUCAGAGCGGUUGUCAGAAUGUUCGCGUGUUGCUGUUCGCCUAUGGGCCGGAAGGAAAGGGACGGGCAGACUAUCUUAGAUAUAGAGCAGAUUCUACAGGACUACGUGUGGAAUGAUUUUCUCAGCGUUUUGGGUCGGGUCCAAAGGAAAUGUGUGAGGAGAAAAAACUACGUGAUUGAAGUGCCCAUGAACUUCUUUCAUCUGGAGGAAGAGCAGAAGCCUGUGGUUCUGCCGAGAGUCCAUAUCUCCGACCUUGAUAAUCAAGACAUCCGACACAGACACGUCAUGAAUGAGAUCCACAGGAGGACGGGAAAUGGGACCACCUCAGGGAUGGCUCAAUCCGAGGAGGAGGAGAAGAAGAAGAAGAAAAAGAAGAAAAAUGUGCCACGAGAUAAAAACAACUCGGAGAUUUUCACAGACUACGUCAACGACACACCCACGGAACAGACGUACAAAUUCCGGCUAGAGAAAACCAGGAAAUCUUCGCUGACCGCCACCGUACAGAGAGGCUUCACUGUCGGCACGAAAACCAACUUCACUGUGGGUCUGCCCAAACUGACAGGAGGUUCAAAGGUCGGUACGGAGUUUGACCUUAGGUUCACGGUGACCAAGACCAACAGCGACCUCUGUGAAGAGACGGUGACUUUUGAGACGACCAGUGACAUCAAGGUAAAGGAGGGGAACAAGUACGUGGCUAAAGUGGUCCUGGAGGAGACGGAGGUGUCCUACAACUUCUGGGCCUGGACUAGGCUCAGUUUGCCCAAUGGGAGCGCCCCUACUGUGGUGCGCAGAAAAAGCGACAACAAAGAAUGCCACAACUUCCAAAUCAAGAACCUCAAAGAGGCCUUUGAAGAUUACAAGGAGCUGGUGACCUUCAAAUCGCUGCCUGCCAACGUUCCGCUGGUCAGCAAAGACAAGAAAAAAAUGUCGCCAGAGGAAAAGAACGCAGUGACCUACGCUGUGGUCAUCGAAUCCAGAGGGAUUAUAGAUGGCACACGGCUUUCGGAUCAGCACAUCAGUCUCAAAGCUCACAAUCUGGUACAGCAUUCGAAAAGUACACAAGUUACCAAUGGCGUCGUAGAUGAGGAUCAUGAAGAAGAGAAUGGGGCUGUUGAUGAGGAGGAAGAGGAGUGUGAGGAGAGUGAGGGUGAGGAGGAAGAGGAGGAGGAGGAGGGUGGGGGGAAGGAGAUGGUGGAGGUUGCCAUUAAAGCGGGUGGUUUAUCAUCAUCGUCGUCGACUCAUGGUGUGGCGGGGGCGGGUACUCCUGGUGGGAUUAGUGCGACUUGUGGUGGGCUUACCUCCCCUUUGCUUCCGGUUCCUACGUCGAAGACGUCUACUCCUGUUUGAAUGGGGAUGGAGAGUUGGGGAG